AAACGAAGCACAUUUCUUCGUCAAAUAAUUUUUGACAUUUCUGUGUUUUUGUUUAAAAACAAACCAAAUAAACAUAAAAGACAAAACAAGAAAUCCCCUUAAAUCUUCAAAUAGUAAAAGUGUAUCCUAAUUGCUAAAGCAAUAAACUCAAGAAAAACACAAUAUUUAAGUCAUGUUUUCUUUUGAUUUACCAACUGUUCAAGUACCAACAUGUCAUUUAAGUCUUGAAGGUGAUAUAAGAUUUGAUCCACCGAUCUAUGAACAACGAUAUGCAACAGUAAUUCAAGUCCUGGAACAUCCUGAUUUUGAAUCAAAACUCAAGAAAAUUGUUGAAUUUGGUUGUUCUGAAAUGCGCUUGCUAUGGCUCCUGCGUAGAACCAAAGGAAUUGAGCACAUAGUCGAGGUCGAUGUAGACGAGGAAACCCUAUUGAUGUACAAAAACCGAGCUGCCCCCAUUGUUUCAGAUCACAUUGUCAGCCGUGAAACUCCGCUUAGAAUUGAGGUUUUCAAAGGAAGUAUUGAUGUGUCUUCGGAAUACUUAAAAAACACUGAUGCCGUUAUUGGAAUUGAGAUUAUCGAACAUCUCUAUCCAGAGGUUUUAGAAAAUGUCCCAUACAACGUUUUUGGAUUCAUCCAACCAAAAAUUGCGUUAUUUUCUACACCCAAUUCGGAUUUUAAUGUCCUAUUUCGUCCACUGCCGAAUGGUUUUCGACAUUAUGAUCACAAAUUCGAAUGGUCUCAGCAACAGUUUAAGGACUGGGCGCUUAAUAUUUGUGAGCGGUUUCCCAACUAUCGGGUAGCUAUAUUUGGAGUUGGAGAAGCCCCACAGGAUAGUCCUGAACUAGGACCAGUUUCACAGUUUGCUUUGUUUGUUCGAAAUGACGUUUAUGGCCUUCCAUUGACUACGGACAUCGAAGAUGUCCCAGCUGAUCUGAAUCCUGAUACUGCCUAUAAGGAAAUCUAUGCUGUCGAUUUUCCCAUGCGUCAUGACGAUCGCACUCUCGACCAGAAAAUAUGGGAUGAAGCGAGUUUCUUCAUAAACCAAUAUAGAACCUUUGAAAUGUAUCACAACACUGAAAGACUGAUCUAUCAGAUUCCUUUUGAUAAAAUUCUAGAAGCAAUCGAGCCAGUAUCGAAUUCAGCUGAUGAUUUGCGUCGGGUGUUACUGGAAAACGAUCAAGUUAUUGAAGAUGGAUUUGUGGUGGUUCCCGAGGAUGAUCCCAAUCGUAUGCAAGGACGUUGGUCUGGUGAUUCGGAUUCGAAUUACGACGACUACGAUUAUUAUGAUCGAGAUCAAGAUGAUGAUGAUAACAAUGUAUCAAAUGGGAACUGUCACAAUAAUGAUGAGGAGAAUGCAGCAGCUGAGCACGAGGAAGAAGAAUGCUGGGAUUAAAUGGGCAUUUUUCAACUCUUUUAACAUC
Molecule: messenger RNA, 1421 nt
Organism: Eupeodes corollae
Lineage: Eukaryota; Metazoa; Arthropoda; Insecta; Diptera; Syrphidae
Gene: Hen1
Product: small RNA 2'-O-methyltransferase
Exons: 5
Coding region: 173-1393 (406 amino acids)
Biological process (GO): piRNA processing; siRNA processing; RNA methylation
Cellular component (GO): cytoplasm; nucleus
Molecular function (GO): O-methyltransferase activity; RNA methyltransferase activity
Source: RefSeq, a predicted model, not a curated record